AAUUUGAAUGCGUUUUGGUUUUGGUUUGAUUAGUAGCAAAAAAGAGUUUUGGGGCAAUGAUGUUGAUAAAACUACCUAUUUUCUGAGGGAAAAUUCGAAACUUUCCCUUGUGAUUAACAAACACCAAUGGAUCCUUCUGAGCCCUUACUUUUUUUCUUUGUUCUUUUUUCUUUUAGUAAAAAUAAACUCACUUUUUUUUUUAUUUUUGGAAUUUUAUUUGCUUGGUUUCGUUGCGUGAAACAUCACUUGGGACCAUUGAGGUGAUGAUAUCUUUUUCGGAAAUUUCCUUAUGUCGACUCGAAGAAAUCAGACUACAAUUAUCUGAUCAAUGGUUCUGGAUUUUAUCAGUUGAAUUUUUCGUUACAAAUCCGAAAGCUACUAUCUUUUUAUUGUUUGUAUAAUUGAAUCAUUAAAAAAAAAAAAAAAAAAGAGAGAGAGAGAGAGAGAGAGAGAGAACACAUAUUGGUGUCUCUAUUUGAAUGUUGCGCUUGUAGUGGUAUUUCAAAUGGAUCCGGCAAAAUCACAAGCAACUGCAACUCAAUGUAGUAUGAAUUGGGUGCAGUAGCAGAGAGAAAUUGGAGGAAGCAAUGUGGGGUAUUGGAGCUUCUCGAGGUGUUGGUGGAUCUUCCAUCGGCUGUGUAAGUUCGUUUGUUAGGUAUUUCUCAAGGAAACGUGCUGAGAAUUUAAGAAAAAUCAACCCAAAGGUGCCUCCCCAAGAGGCUUCGUCCAUUGCACGCUCCCUCUACGACAUCGUCAAGCAGCACGGUCCUCUCUCUGUAUCCAAUGCUUGGAUCCACGCUAAGGAUUCUGGUAUUAGUGGAUUGAACAGCAAAACUCACAUGAAGUUGAUGCUUAAAUGGAUGAGAGGAAGGAAAAUGCUGAAGCUUCUCUGCAACCAUGUUGGUUCGAGUAAGAAGUUUUUUUUAUCUCUACCGGAAGAAGCAAAAAAUUGAUCAACUGAGAGGCCUGGUUAGCAUGGUACGUUGAACCAGAUUGGGUCAUCUAAAUAAUAUGCGGACACACGGUUGUUCUCAAUUCCAGAAGAAUUGAAUUCGAGUUUCAAUGUUAUAUUUUUCAUUUGAAUUUUUCCUCUGGAAAGAGCAGGAUUCCAUUUGUGGAUUUGACCCUCGGAUGAAAAUUGUUGAAAUCGUAUGCUGUUUCUUGGAACCAUUAUCUCAUUGAGAUGUAAAAGUUGUGAGAAAAAGAAUUUUGCAAGUCGAUGUUAAUUUUGACAUCCUAGCAAGUACCUUGAAUA
Messenger RNA from Ziziphus jujuba (common jujube), 1255 nucleotides. RefSeq lists its product as uncharacterized. The transcript is spliced from 3 exons. Bases 588 to 953 code for a protein of 121 amino acids. The record is from RefSeq and is a predicted model, not a curated record. Lineage: Eukaryota; Viridiplantae; Streptophyta; Magnoliopsida; Rosales; Rhamnaceae.